Messenger RNA from Sphaerodactylus townsendi, 3620 nucleotides. It is a transcript of the gene STAT2, whose product is annotated as signal transducer and activator of transcription 2. The coding region runs from base 116 to 2743 and encodes 875 amino acids. The transcript has 24 exons. The record is from RefSeq and is a predicted model, not a curated record. Lineage: Eukaryota; Metazoa; Chordata; Lepidosauria; Squamata; Sphaerodactylidae. Gene Ontology annotation, biological process: response to peptide hormone; regulation of transcription by RNA polymerase II; cell surface receptor signaling pathway via JAK-STAT. Gene Ontology annotation, molecular function: DNA-binding transcription factor activity, RNA polymerase II-specific; RNA polymerase II cis-regulatory region sequence-specific DNA binding.
GUGGGCGGAGCGAUCUCGGGAACAGCAACUGGAAGGGAAAAAACGCUGGGUUUUGCCGGGGCGGCUGCUUUUGAAUCGGCAGGUAAAUUAUUGACCCUGUGGGGAGUCCAGUAUCAUGACCCAGUGGCAGCAAAUCCGGAUGCUGGACAGUGUCCAUCGGGAGCAGGUGCACCGUCUCUACUCAGAUGAUUGCCUGCCAAUGGAAGUGCGGGAAUACCUGGCUUACUGGAUUGAAGAGCAGAACUGGAACCAGGUGGUGCAAUUUAACCGCUCGCAGGCCUACUAUCUUUUGCAAACCAUGCUGACUCUUCUGGAUGACCAGCUGGGACGAUUUGCAUGGCAGGCAGAGAACGAUGUGAACAUGGUGAUUAGACACAACCUACGUCGUUCUAAACUGAGCAUACAGACCAGGUAUCAAGACCACCCAGAGGAGCUUGCCAACAUAAUCGAUGGUUUGUUGAGAGAGGAGAAGGCUAUUUUGUCAGCAGCUGUGGCUACCUCUCCAUCUAGGUUGGAACCCCCACCUGAUGCAGCCUUGAUCACUGGUCAUGAAAACAACAUUGAGGACCGGUUAGUGGAGAUGAGGAGAGCAGUUCAGGGGCUAAAGUCUUCCAUAGAGCAACUUGAGGAUCUGCAGGAGACCUUUCAUUUCCGGUACACUGCAUUCAAGAUACUAGAACGUUCGAUGCCUUCUGACCCGAGUCUCACCAAUAAAUUGAAAGAGGUGCAAGCCAUGAUAAAUAACUUGGACUCUUGCCGCAAGGAUGUGCUGGACCGAAUCCAGACGCUGCUGGGCCGCUCGGACACAUUGAGGGACCUGUUGCUGACGGAAGUAGCUAUGUGGCAAGAUCGUCAACGGCAAGCGUGUAUUGGGGAUGUUUGCGAUACCAGUUUACAACAACUGGAAAGGUGGUGCACGAGAAGUGCUGAGGACCUGUUCCAUUUACUCUGGCUGCUGCAGACUCUGGAGGAGCUGCCUCAAAAGGUGACCUACGUCGGAGACCCCCUGCCAGACCAGUUGCCCCAGUUGAGACAGCGACUGCAAGAGCAAAUUUUCUGCCUUCUAAAAAGUUCUUUUGUGGUGGAGAGUCAACCUAAAAUGCCCUAUCCCAGUCGCCGGCCGCUGGUGCUGAAGACCAACCAGAAGUUUGGUGUUUGUGUCAGGCUCCUGGUGAAGCUGAUGGAUCCAGAGCAUAAGAUGGAGGUGAAGAUAGAGAUAGACAGGGACUCUGCUAAUUUGAAAGGGUUUCGAAGAUUCAACAUCUUGCCAUCAAACACUAAAACCAUGAUGAAGGACAGGCCACAGGUGGAGGGCCUCGUCUGUGACUUCAGUCACAUUAUGCUGAAAGAGCAGAAAUGUUGUGGCUCAGGUAAAGGCAAAGGUAGCAAAGGUGCCAACGAGGGAUCCUUGCCUAUCACAGAGGAGCUGCAUGUCUUCACGUUCACGCUAGAUUAUUGCUACCAAGGUCUUAAGUGCCAGCUGCAGACGUCCACUUUGCCUGUGGUGAUCAUCUCUAAUGCCAACCAGGCAUCCAGUGCCUGGGCUUCCAUCUUGUGGUUCAAUAUGCUUGGGGCCGACCCAAAGAACCAGCUGUUUUUUUCCAGUCCACCAACCACCACCUGGGCCAAGUUGUCAAAAGUGCUCAGCUGGCAAUUCUCAAAUACUACUAAGCGAGGCCUGGAUUUAGAACAGCUAAAAAUGCUCGGAGAAAAAAUCUCUGGGGCGAAGGUAACACCACAGAGCACAAUCACCUGGGCCCAGUUCUGCAAGACUGGAGACAAUUUUUCCUUCUGGACUUGGCUUGAUGAAAUCUUAAAUCUGAUCCAGCAGCACCUGCUGGAACUCUGGAAUAAUAACCUGAUCAUGGGGUUUGUAAGUCGCAAGCGUGAGAAGCAGUUGCUAAAGAAGAAGCAGGCGGGUACCUUCCUGCUGCGGUUCAGCGAGACUACCCGGGGUGGCGGCAUCACCUGUACCUGGGUGGAAUAUGAAGAGGAUGGGACUGCAACAUUGCGCUCAGUCAUGCCCUACACAAGGAAGGAUCUGGAGGAUUUAGCAUUGCCUGACUUCAUUCAUGACUACAAGGUCUGUCCAGAGGAGGACAUCCCUGAACAUCCACUCCAGUUCCUCUACCCUGACACUCCCCGGAAUGAAGCUUUUGGUCCUUACUACAGUGAACGCCGGGAAGGUGACCUGGGGGAACCAAAUAAGUAUUUGAAUCGUCGCCUGAUCAGAAUCUCCUCUAGGCAUCAGGAUGAGCCCAGUGUUCUGGAGGUGGACCCAGAGGAGCCCCGCGUUCUGGGGGUGAAACCAGAGGAGCCCUGCAUUCCAGGAGUGAACCCAGAGGAGCCCCGUGUUCUGAACGUGAAUCCAGAGGAGCCCCGUGUUCAGAGGGUGAACCCAGAGGAGCCCCGCAUUCCAGGGGUGAACCCAGAGGAGCCCCAUGUUCUGAACGUGAAUCCAGAGAAGCCCCGUGUUCAGAGGGUGAACCCAGAGGAGCCCCGCAUUCCAGGGGUGAACCCAGAGGAACCCUGCGUUCCAGGGGUAAUACCAGAGGAACCCCAUGUUCUGGGAAUGAACAAGAUUGACAUGGAUCAGGUCAAUGCCUUAUUUGGAAAUGUUAUGCUGAAUAGGAAUGACCCGUUCCUGCCGGCACCAGGCGAGGAGGAACAGCUAGAGUAUUCUGAGCUCUUUCGGCUACCAGACGAAAUACCUGAGCUGAACUUGGAUGAAUCCGAUUUCUAGUUUACAUGCUUGAUAACUGGCCUUCGUUCAAAAACAUCUCCAUUAGUAAGGAACCGUUAAAACAAAAGCUUCCUACCACUGAGGAUCCAUUUCCAUCCAGCAAAUAAUGUAUUUUCUCAUGUCCAACAAAAAAUAGGGCUGUUCUUGUUAAGCCGUCUUCAGGAGAUUGCUGAAUUGGUUGGGAAAUUGAGCCAGUUCUGCAGUUGCCUUGAAGGUCUGAAUGGGUGGUGUGGGAGAAGCAGGAAUGUAGCAUGCAGUGCUGUCCUGAGCAGAGUUACACUCUUCAAAAUUCAUGGCCUUAGAGGGGUGCAUUUCUUUUUAGGGCUGCAAUGUUGGUCAGCAAAGGACAGCCUAAAUAAAGGGCCUCUGGGAGCAGAGUUUUGGGCAUUUUGAUAUUCCUACUUUUGUAACAGAAAGUAAAGCCAAAAGUUUAAUGAGUAGGGGUUUUUUUUAAGUUACAUUUUACUUAUACUUUACUUAUAUUUUUUUUACUUAUACAUUAGCUCCUAACACUGAAUGAGACCAUUUGGGAUUGUUGGGACUUAAUGGACUACCAUUAAAGGGUUCCUUUUUCUCUAAAAGCCCAGGUUGGCACCAGGCAGGAACUGAAAAAAAGAAUCGUUUUGGGCACCCCAGGGGGGUAGUAGAGCUUGAAAUGUGUAAUUUGGAUGUAGUGAAAGACAACAAAAAAUAGCUUUGGAGGUACCUGAGAAUGAAGAAUUUCCUAACUGGCAGGAUCAGAUUUUUGGGAUCUUGAGGUGUUGAAUCUAUACCAUUAGAGAUUGUGAUCUUACUGCUCUUGACUAUCCAUGCUUACUUGCUUAUUGUUUGCCUGCUCAACCUGCAAAUAUUUGCAAAUUAAAAUUGUGUUACAAAA